This is a messenger RNA of Phaeodactylum tricornutum CCAP 1055/1, 2963 nucleotides long. RefSeq lists its product with no specific name. Lineage: Eukaryota; Bacillariophyta; Bacillariophyceae; Surirellales; Neidiaceae. The record is from RefSeq and is a predicted model, not a curated record. The transcript has a single exon. The coding region runs from base 88 to 2913 and encodes 941 amino acids.
UUCUGCGUUUAAAACGUGCCUUGUAUCAGAUCUCAAUAUCAACUGCAUUCCAAGGUCAUCAGCGACGCACCUGAGCUUUCUUCGAAAAUGAAUACGGAUUCUGUGCCCAGCCGUGUCCGAUUCGAGGUUUUCCGAGCAGCGCAUAACGACGAUGCUCAAGAGGAGAGUCCGCUUGAUCCAGAGGAUUUGGAUGAGCUUUUUGAUUCAUUUCGGAUCAGUUCUCCUAAGCAAGACGAUGAAAGUCUCUUGAACGCUAUUGGAGGUUCCGAAAUCGACCUUGACGAAGAUGACUCGUUUACGGACGACAGCAAAGAACGGCGCGUGUUUGACAAUCCAAACCAGAGAUUACUGGACCGUGAUGCGUCGCUUAUUCCUGGUUCUCCGUUUAGUAAGCCCAUGAAUAGAUCAUCCAGCCGACCAUCUGAUGCAAUGUCAAUUGCCAGAGUUACAGCCAACGUUUCGUUUCUUGCAACGCUUGCUGCUGUGGGAUUUCUUGUCUACAUCAGCGUCACAAACUUUGAAUCUUCGGGCCGGAUCACACUUUCGUCUUUCCUUUCGAUCAUUUCCUUCUUUGGUAUGUUUUGGAGCUUUUACGUCAUUGUCUCAGUGUUUUUGCAAUGCUUUAUUCCCGCCAAGGCCUUCAAGACGAACACUAAAUUUUGCAGUAUUAUCCCGGAAACGAAAGCACCCACCGCGUCGUGGGUCGACGUCACCAUUCAAAUUCCGGUAGACCACGAACCUUUGCAAGAAGUCCUGGUGCCGACGUUGAAGAGCUGCGUACUCGCACGGGCACAUUACACCCGAAACACUGAAGCCCAGUGCAACAUCGUUGUUUGCGACGACGGACUAAUGACGCUCUUGCGUGAUAAUUUCGCGGCCGCGGAGCUCCUGUGGGAGAACAUCUGCCGGACCAAGGGGCGGACAAUUCGUCUAAGCAACCUUUUGAAGGGCCUUUCUCGUCCUGUUCGCAAGCAUUUGAAAGGAUUACGCAGCAAGGCAGUUCAUGAGGCGUUCUUAAGACUACUCUUUUACUAUCACUACAAAAUUGGAUUUGUUGCUCGGUCAGCGCUUGGACGCCACGGAAAGUCACGGACCGAGUCUAAUUUAAACUCGCAUUUGCGGCUUGCCCUGGCGAGUAUGCAACGACAAGAAAACGAAGGUGACGAACUUUCCUUUGAGGAUGCUCUUUUGGAGAUCUCGCACCACGAUGAUGGCUCUCGGCACAUAAUGUUUGGUAACAACGUCAGUUUAGGAAAACUGAUAAUCGUUGGUUCACCUGAUAUGCUCAUACCAGAGGCAGUCAUUGUGCAAACGGUGCCAGAGUUUCUCAACGACCCCACGUUAGGUUUUACUCAACAUGCUAUGAAGGCAAAACCUCGGCAAAGACGUGAAACGUAUUUUACACGAUUGAUGGGUACAUACUACGAAUUCCUGUUUGUAGGCCAAUUCUUAUUGUCCGCAAUAGUGGGAUGUCAACCUCCGUUGCUUGGGAGUGCCAUGGUCGUCCGCACCGAAGCGAUAGCCCAGUGUGGAAAAGUUCGAUCUUUGCGAACAGCUCAGAGAUGGCUGCAGAAUAUUGGCGUUGAAUUCCUCCCGGUCGAUCAGAUUGGCUUUGGAAAUCUACAGGCGAAUAGACGUACCGAAUACUGGUCCGAAAAGCAUACCUGGGGAGCCUUCGAGAUGAUGUUCCACAUGUAUAAUUUAGGCUUCAAUGGACGGUACUGUGCUUUCCCUGCGUGUGAGUUUGAAGUUGGAGUACCCAGAACAUUCGACGAGCUUGCCUCGAGUCAUAGAAGUCUUGCAAAGGGAGCCCAUGAGAUUCUCUUCAACUCAUUUCAGGAUAUGAUGGGAGGCCACGGGAUCUUCACUCGCCUCUUCCGAGAAUUUAUGGCUUGCGGUAUGCAGAGCUACUACAAGACAUACUUGUUCGCUUACUUGUGUUCGUACACCAUCGGUGGGACAUAUAUCUUGGCGUUUUAUAUAGACGCCAUCUUUCGAAUAUUGGACGAAAACGACGACGAAAAUGAGGCCGUGGACGAGUUUCACAGCUUCUCCCCGGCGUCAGCCAUUAUUCUACUAUUCGCUUUUGCCAACAUAUUUGGAAAUGUAACUUUGACUUUCGUUAUGUUUCGCCUCCGAAAGAACAAUAUCAAAUUAUUGGGGCAGCAAAAGAAGCAAUUUGGGGGAUACUGUUGCUUCGCUUUGUCAACCAUUCGGUAUUGCGUGCUUCAGAUGCUUAUUCAGCCCAUUUCCUUUAUUAUGUUUUCAUUUUUGGGAGCGACUGAUCACCUUGUGUCUAAGCAAUUCAGUGGGAGUCUACCAUAUCGAUAUCAGAGGAUCCGAUACCGCUGCUCGUCAGUUAUGCAGCUCGUGAGAUGCAAUAUUGGCAGCUGGUACCUGGCUGUUGUCCUAGCUGGUCUGGCGUAUGCCACGGUCCUAAGAAAAACGGAUUGGGAUCCGUUUGUCCUGCCCGACGACCUCGCCACCCACGUACUAUUUGCAGGACCCGCCUUGUACCUAGCUGCUGUUACUCUUUUCGUUCCUAUCAUUCUAAACCCGUACGUCAUCGGAUGUCCAUUCUUCUGUCAGUCCAACGGGAUAACGGGCCCUCGUCAGCCAGCUCACUCGAGACCGGCAGAAGGAAUCGAAGUAAAGGUCGAAGAUCUGGGAAGCUUUCUAGCGGCUUCUAAGGCUCUCGACGCGGAAAUGCGGCACCUUGAUUCCAAGCCCGACAUCGAGCUUGCGAGCCAUGACCUGCAGACAAGGGCGCCAAGGAAUGAAGGGCGAAGAUACGACCAGACACAAUUUAAAGGUGAUGCGAAAGCUCCAGUGCAUUCCACACGAACCGCCCCUCACAGAUUGCAGAAACACGGCAACAGAGGUACGGCAGCAACGGUGCCAAAUCGCCGGUAAAAAGCGAAACGAUAGCGCAUUCUAAAUUUAAUCUCUUUUGCUUGUCUCUC